This is a messenger RNA of Parus major (Great Tit), 4662 nucleotides long. It is a transcript of the gene EOGT, whose product is annotated as EGF domain specific O-linked N-acetylglucosamine transferase. The transcript has 17 exons. Gene Ontology annotation, molecular function: protein N-acetylglucosaminyltransferase activity. Gene Ontology annotation, cellular component: endoplasmic reticulum lumen. The record is from RefSeq and is a predicted model, not a curated record. NCBI's taxonomy places the organism in Eukaryota, Metazoa, Chordata, Aves, Passeriformes, Paridae. Bases 237 to 1820 code for a protein of 527 amino acids.
CCGCCCGGGCGCUUCCCCGGGAGCCCGGCGGCGCCGGGCCGAGCGCUGCCCCGGACAUGAGGAUUGAGGCCGGCGGCGAGCGCCGAGCAGCACGAGCGGCCGGUGCCGUGGGCCGCGGGGCUCCUCGGGGCCAGCGCGGCUGAGACACGCGGUGAGAUAAGCGGUGAAACACGCGGUUCCUGUACCUGGGAAAUCUGAAGAAAUCCUCUCAAACCAAACAGAACUCACAGGUUGCCAUGUUUAUGUUGCUUGUGUUUGGAUUGCUACUGCAAGAAACUCUGGCUAAUUCCCAAGCUGAAAAUCCUACUGAAUUCCCAAACAUUCCAGAAGAGCCACUCUAUAGCUACAAAGCCAUCAACCUCCCAGAUGAGCAUAUCCCCUACUUUCUGCACAAUAACCAGCAUGUUGCUGACAUCUGUAAGCAGGAUGCUCUUUGCCCAUACAAAAAACACUUGAAGAAACUGAAAUCCUGCUGGGGUUAUGAGAAAUCUUGCAGAUCAGAGAAUAGGUUCCAUUACCCAGUGUGUGAUUAUGUUGAAACUGGGUGGGCAAGUGACAUUGAGACAGCCCAGCAGAUAUUCUGGAAACAAGCAGACUUUGGAUAUGUUCAAGAGAGGCUCAGUGAAGUGAAAACCCAUUGCAAGCCUGCAGCAACAGGGGAUUCGUCUCUGACCUGUUCCCAGUACCUUCAGCAUUGCAGAGCAACAAACUUGUACAUUGAUUUACGAGCUGUAAAGAGAAACCAUGACAGAUUCAAAGAAGACUUUUUCCAGAAGGGAGAAAUUGGAGGUCAUUGCACCCUCGACGUUCGAGCAUUUUUGGCUGAAGGUCAACGCAAGAGCCCUCUGCAGUCUUGGUUUGCAGAACUCCAGACAUUCACUGCAUUAGACUUCAGACCUCUAGAAGAUGAGAAGUGUGACAUUGUUAUUGAAAAGCCAACGUACUUCAUGAAAUUAGAUGCAGGUGUUAAUAUGUACCAUCACUUCUGUGAUUUUGUCAAUCUUUACAUUACCCAGCAUAUCAAUAAUUCCUUCAGUACGGAUGUCAACAUAGUCAUGUGGGACACUAGCUCAUAUGGCUACGGUGACCUGUUCAGUGAGACAUGGAAGGCAUUUACUGACCAUGAAAUAAUUCACUUGAAAACUUUUGACUCCAAAAGGGUGUGCUUUAAAGAAGCCGUGUUCUCUUUGCUGCCCCGCAUGCGCUAUGGAUUGUUCUACAACACACCUCUGAUCUCUGGCUGUCACGGUACGGGGCUGUUCCGAGCCUUUUCCCAGCAUGUGCUGCACAGAUUAAAUAUUACCCAGGAGGGACCCAAGGAUGGGAAAAUUCGAGUCACCAUCCUCGCACGCAGCACAGAUUACCGGAGAAUAUUAAACCAGAAUGAGCUUGUGAAUGCUUUGAAAACAGUGUCAACGCUGGAGGUCAGGGUGGUGGACUACAAGUACAAGGAACUCGAGUUUUCAGAGCAAUUGAGAAUUACCCACAACUCUGAUAUAUUCAUUGGGAUUCAUGGAGCUGGACUGACCCACCUGCUCUUUCUGCCAGACUGGGCUGUUGUGUUUGAGCUGUACAAUUGUGAAGAUGAACGUUGUUACCUGGAUUUGGCAAGGCUGAGAGGCAUUCAUUACAUCACUUGGAGGAAAAGGAAUAAAGUAUUCCCUCAGGAUCAGGGACACCACCCAACACUGGGAGAACAUCCAAAAUUUACAAACUACUCCUUUGAUGUGGAAGAAUUUAUGUAUUUGGUGCUUCUGGCUGCAAAUCAUGUUUCACAGCAUUCGAAGUGGCCAUUUAGGGUAAAACAUGAUGAAUUCUAAAUUAGACUUCUGAUUGAAAUACUGUUUUUAAUUAAUCACAGAAUGGUCUGAGUUGGAAGGGAUUUUAAAGCCCAUCUCAUUCCAUCCCCUGCCAUGGGCAGGGACACCUUCCACUGUCCCAGGCUGCUCCAAGCCCUGUCCAGCCUGGCCUUGGGCACUUCCAGGGAUCCAGGGGCAGCCACAGCUUCUCUGGGCACCUGUGCCAGGGCCUGCCCACCCUCCUAGCAAAGAAUUUAUCCCUUGUAUCCAAUCUAAACCCACUCCCUGUCAGUUUGAAGCCAUUCCCCCUUGUCCUGUCACUACAAGCCCAUAAAAAUAUAAAUUUCCCCCAGUGAGGGAAAUAACCCAUUGUUAAUUAGUCAGACCACUGCUUAGCACCUUGUCUUUAUAAUUCCUUUCUAAUCUGUGAGGUUUUGAUAUGUAAAAACUAUUUUUCAGACUAUUUAUGGGUUUUUUGCACUGUAUUUCUACAUUCCUGAUUCUGAAAUACUCUUUAUACAGAGAUAUGUCCACCCAUUUCAUGUAAGGUUUUCUGGGGUAGAUCCAGGGUCAACAGACACUGCAAGCUUCUACUUUAAAUUUAAAAACAUUUUCACAUUAGAGAGCACAGUCUAAUGAUUUUGCAUUUAAAUAUAAACUUUGACUCUUGUCCCUGUAGUUAUAAAUGCUCCAAUACGAGAAAUCUGCACAGUAGGUUCACUGAGUUUUCUGUCUCAGAGCAGGUAAAUAUUUUCCUAAGUGAGUACUUAAAAAUUCAGGUAAUCUGGGUGUUUCCUACUUUUUCACAAAACCCAGCACUCUGCAUUGGAAAGCUUGAGAAAAUUGGAAUAAAACUUGAAUUUUUUGAGGAUUCUAAAGGGAAUGGCCUUCUAGUUUUUUAAGGGCAGAUGAUAAAUUGUGUAGAGUGUUUUUGAGUUGCAACUGAAAGGAAAGGAACUGAUGAGGAUCCCUGUUCUUGGAGUCACUAAAAGCCUAAUUUUCAAUAUUCUUGUUUCCUCAAAAUGUUGAAGAGUUAAUCCAGAAAACUUUUAAAAUGAAAUCUUUCCAAAGCCAGUAGCACAGUUCACCAUUUUCAGUGAAGGGAAUAUUAAACCAAAGCUGAAUUCUUUUUGAAAUUCCCCCUGGAGCUGAGAUGUUCUGGUGGGGAAAAUAAAGGUAGUAGUUCUUGUGUCUUAAGUGGGGCCAGGAGGAUGUGCAGAAGAAUCAAGUUCAGUGAGAUAAAACCCUGGAGUUGUGUGUUAAAUUAUGGAUUUUUUGGGGAAUGUAUCCCCGUGCUGGACUUGCUGUUCAGCCAUGCAGGUGGCUCGGGGCAGGCACACGUUUGUAUGGAAAAGAGGAGAGUUCUGCUAAAUACAAACAUUUCACUGCUCUAAUUGUAGAUGGUAUUGACUUCCCUUCCCCUGCAAUUUCACAGAGUGUGGGUGCAUUUACUGACCUGUCUGUACUGGUAGGGAUGAGUUGCUGUAAGCACAAUUUUCAUAUGGAUCUCUCACCACCUUAAUCAGUGCAUAGGGGAAGCUGGGGAGAGCCGAGACCUUCAUAUAUUUUCUGUAUCUGGUGCAAUUCUUCCUGGAGAGUGUUGUUUUGUGGAGAAAACUGUUUCACUUUAAAGGACCAUAGAAGCAAAAUUGCACUUCUUAAUAUGAGGGGAAAAAAAAAAAAGUGCUAGAGCAAUACCAUUUCUUGUAUUUGUAUGUGUCAGUUGGGGUUUUCACCUUGUGGGAUUUUUAAAGUAAAAAAAAAAUAUAUAUAAAACCUAAGCCAGUAAAAUGUCUGUGUUUGAAUGAAACCAAGUCAAAGGAAAGAAGACAUUUGAUUAUGAACAGUGUACAUAAUUUUUUUUAUUAAAAAAGCUUUUUAAUUAAAAAAAAGGUGUAAGAUUUUUGGUAAUUUGCCAGGUUUUAGAGGCAAAUGGUUUUAAUACUAUUAAUUGCAGGGACUCACAUGUCUGCUUUCUCCUGCCAUGACAGGCUGAUGUUUUAAGGUCCAAAGUGAUAUUCAGGUCUAUUUACUUAAGAACCAUUCUAUUUACUUAAUGAACCAUCAUCAUUCAGUGAUGCUGCCACCCUGCACUGCUGGUUUUAGUGCAGGGGGUUUGAAGACUGGUUUGUGAAAAUCUUUGUUUCUAUUGAACUUCCUGUGAGGCUGCUGAAGGCAGUGAGUGAGUGCUUGGGUCUGCACAGGAGCAGCUAAUGAGGAGCUGCUCUUUCAAGUGGUCACUAAAACAAAUGGUUGAACAUAUGUGUAGAGGAGAGGCUGCAGGGACUUAAUCCAAGGGCAAAAUAUCCUGCCAACAUUCACCAGUUUCAGCAAAUUUGAGUGCAGUGUCAACACUUGAUGGCCAACGUGUUAUUCAGCCUUUAUGGCUUAAUAUUGCUGGGAGGAAAAGAUUGUGUUGAUUAACUUCACAAAUAGUACAAAAUUUUCUUGGCAGCAGAAGGAGGUUUGGUUGGAUUUUUGGGUUUUGCCAAUAAAUCCUGAGGGAAUUUGCACAACAGCAGAAGUCUGGAUUGUGACUUGAAGAGCAUCUGGACCAUCUUGGGUCUGUCUGGAAGUUGGAAUUUGAGGGAAUCAAAGAGAGACUUAUGGCAGGAUAUAGCUCUGGGUUAAGUUUUCCUACCAUGGGAAGUUCUUUCUUACUUCUGAUUUUUUUCAAAUUUUUUUUGGUGUCUCCAGUUUACCCAAGUUUAGAGUCUUAAGGGGCACCUUGGCAUCAGUGUGAUGAACUCAGUUUUGGGACUUUGUGUAAUGUUGCAAGUCCUGAAUGCUUUUGGGAUUGCCUGUUUUUCCUGUACAAUGUCAACCAAGAGCUGGAUUUGGAAUAAAAAAUAAUUUAUGGAUG